This is a messenger RNA of Oryzias melastigma (Indian medaka), 2395 nucleotides long. RefSeq names its product Ras suppressor protein 1 (gene rsu1). The coding region runs from base 186 to 1019 and encodes 277 amino acids. The record is from RefSeq and is a predicted model, not a curated record. Lineage: Eukaryota; Metazoa; Chordata; Actinopteri; Beloniformes; Adrianichthyidae. Gene Ontology annotation, molecular function: protein binding. The transcript has 9 exons.
UCUGUCCAGUCAUUUUAUAUACAGUCUAUGGAGUUAACUCAGAUCCGCUAAAGAAACAGGAAGUCUCCUUAUUUGGAGCGUAGGGUGUCAGUGGAACUUCCGGUUCGCUGCGAGUUGGAAAGGAAGUUUUUAUCCUGGAAUAAAAUCCUAAAACCCUGAAAUUCUGCUCCACACAGGAACGAAAGAUGUCCAAGUCCCUGAGGAAGAUCGUGGACGAGAGUCGAGACAAGAACCUCGCCGAGGUGGACAUGUCCGACAGGGGCAUGUCCAGCAUGGCGGACGUCCCGGGACUGUUCACGCUGUCUCACCUCACCCAGCUGGUCCUGAGUCACAACAAGCUCACAGCUGUACCUCCGAACAUCGCUGAGCUGAAGAAUCUGGAAGUGCUGAACAUGUUCAACAACCAGAUUGAAGAGCUGCCCACCCAGAUCAGCAGUCUACAGAAGCUCAAGCACCUGAACCUGGGCAUGAACCGUCUGAGCAGCUUGCCAAGAGGAUUCGGUUCUCUUCCUGCUCUGGAGGUCCUGGACCUGACUUACAACAACCUGAACCAAAGCUCUCUCCCCGGAAACUUCUUCUACCUGACCACUCUGCGUGCCCUUUAUUUGAGUGACAAUGACUUUGAGGUUCUUCCUGCGGACAUUGGAAAGCUGACCAAGCUGCAAAUACUGAGUCUUCGGGAUAAUGAUCUGAUCUCCCUGCCCAAAGAAAUCGGGGAGCUGGCUCAGCUCAAAGAGCUCCACAUUCAGGGCAACAGGCUGACUGUCCUGCCUCCAGAGCUGGGGAAUCUGGAUCUGACCGGUCCCAAGCAGGUUUUCAAGGCUGAGAACAACCCGUGGGUCACUCCUAUCGCAGACCAGUUCCAGCUCGGCGUCUCGCAUGUCUUUGAAUAUGUUCGCUCAGAGACCUACAAGUACCUCUACGGCAGACACAUGCAGGCCAAUCCAGAGCCUCCAAAGAAGAACAACGACAAGAGUAAGAAGAUCAGCCGCAAACCUCUGGCUGCCAAGAACAAGUGAGGAGGAGCAGCAGAAGAGCGGGAGGAUGUGCUGCAUGUGCCUUCAGUGCUUCACAGCAAAUCUCAUGGACAGACAGCCUGCUUCUGCUAACCGCCUUUUCAUGUAUUUUUUUUACCCUCAGCAGUUUUUAUAUUUUUUCUCACAGAGCUCUGACAUGAAAAGUUCCUACAGAGGGAAGGCAGUGACAUCACUGCUCCACGAGAACCCUGAGCAUGGCAGCAGUCUGUCACUGGACUAGAAGUGUAAAAGCUGAAAGAUCCUAAACAAAAGGCUGUCGGUCUCCCUCCCUUUUAUUUGUUCAUGUUCCUCUGAAGUUGUCAUGGCUACCAUCUAACCAAAACCAGCAGCCCUGUUUGACAUUUGUGUUCUCUAAGUGCUGUGAGAACAUCAGGUUCACUUACUAACAGUCAGCUGCUGCUCAGUAUUAUUCUUGAACUAAACUCAUCUGUACUUGAGUGUUGUUUGAGGCUCAGGACUGGAGUCCAGACACGUCGGACUCACACUCAUCAAUAUGUGUGUACCUUUAUUUUGAAAUUUUGAUAGACACCCCGCUUCCUGCUGAUUGAGCUGCAGCAGAUAAAACCCAGCGGUGCUGAAAUGCUGCCGUCAUUCCUUAGCAGAAGAACGAAGGAGCUCUGUGACGUGAACGAGGGCUCACAGCUGAAGACCGCCCACUCAUCUAAAUCUCACCAAAAAUGUUUCUGUUGACUCAAAAACAGAAACUACAGGUCUGGUCUUGCUGAUUCCUGCUAUGUCAGUCAUGAAAUUUAAAGAUUUGUUUUUUUUUAAAGUUUAAACACUAAUUUUGUCUUAAUUAAAUGUCAAUGAGUUUAUAGUGAAGUGCUGGAUAAGCACGGCAGACUGGAACGUGUGUCCUCACAGCUGACAGAAGCAGAACCAAGCAGAUCUCCACGAUCUGGGACGAGCCAACAGGUCCCAUGACCUGCUCAGCCUUUUGAACAUAGAGGGUUCUGUCUUCUCUCUGUACGUCUUCCUGCCUGUCUGUAGACCAAAGAGUCCACCUCCGGGCCUCCGGGCCUCCGGGCCUCUGUCCUGCUGCCUCUCCAAACACUGACUGAACCCAUCUGAUCCAGGAAAUCAGAACAAGGCUCACCUUCUGCAUGUUUGAGUGUACCUGCAGUCCAGUGAAAGGUGCUGACACAAUGAGUCUGGCGGUUCAAGCAGCAGCAUCUUCACUCUGAGCAGCUAAACGACAGGACAGCUUUUCUGUAAUCCACCGGUCACCAGCAUGUGGUCAGUGUGCUGACUGACCACUGCCUUUAAGCUUUCACUGUCCCUUCAGUUUCUCCUUUCACCAAGUGCCCUCAUAUUUCAGCAUUUUACCUUCAAAAUAAAGUCAUGGAAAGCACUACUGA